ACAGUCGUUGUCUCACUGUCGCGAUAAUCGCUCGUGGCCCUCUCAGCGUUAAAAUCAGCUGGUGAUUUCGUGGUUGCGUAUUUUAUUACGCUCCUAUAAUAUCUUGUGACGUGUGUUUUGUUUAUUAUUCCCAAGCUGUGGUGCGAAAUGGAGCCCCCCGGCGGGAGAGAUUCCCGUUUUCAAUUAGGUUACAAUAUGAACUUGUUGAGCGGCGAAACGCCACCCGAAAUUUACGGGGGAAGUUUAGGGCGACCGUCGACGAGUUUGCAACAACUUUCGCCCAGACACACGAUGGUGUCGAGUGCCUGUGGGACUAGGGGUGGUCUUAAAUCGGACGGAUGCUACGACGAUCGGGGAAUCACCCCCCAACAUGGAAUGGGUUUCGAAGCGAGCGGCGUUAACGAUAUUCAUGACGAAUCGUACAGCUCGUUACAAUCGAAAAAAUCGCCACCGAGCAAUGGCAAAAAGACCAAAGGACGCGUUAAAAUCAAGAUGGAAUACAUCGAGAACAAACUGAGGCGGUACACGACGUUUUCAAAGCGGAAAACAGGAAUUAUGAAGAAGGCGUACGAGUUGUCGACCUUAACGGGCACGCAAGUAAUGUUACUUGUAGCCUCCGAAACUGGUCACGUCUACACCUUCGCCACCAGAAAACUUCAACCAAUGAUCACAUCGGAAGCUGGCAAAGCACUGAUCCAAACGUGCCUUAAUUCACCCGAUCCUCCCGUGGGAUCAGCAGGAGGCGACCAACGCAUGUCCGCCACUGGUUUCGAGGAAACCGAACUGACCUACAACAUUUCCGACGAGGACUCCAAAGAAAACGCCUGUGAGACAACUAGCGAUGCCGAAGAAUACGACGAUGACUUAUCAGAAGAGGAGGUUGAGGAGCUACCUAGAAAAAUAUCGAAAAUAUGCGACCCUACUUCGCAAAAUUCACAAAUAUCGACAGAUUCUUCUUCGUCCGAGUCAAAAAAAGCAAAAACUGUAGACACACGGGAUGACCAAUCGGCAAUAAUAAGUCAACUAAAACAGAUAAAUGAUGCCCUAAUUCAAUCUAAUAAAGCUAAAGCAGAUUCUUCACAAAGCUUUCCAACAAUUACAAAUCCACUCCCUUUCUCACCUUCAGCGUGUCCUAUUCUACCUUCAGCAAUACCUCCAGUUUCAUCAUUACCUUCACCACAAUUAAUUUCAACACCAAUACACCAAGCAGCUGUUGCAAUAUCAGAAAAUGAGAAACCAGUGCCUUUAAUCGUUCAAACUGGAAAUGGAAUGGGUUUCGCAAGUGUUUCGGAUGGAAUGAUUUUGGGAAUGAUCAAGGGGCCUGGCGAAACGAAAUUUGUUGCAAUGCCCAUAGGUUCGGUCGUCAAUGGUGGAAUAAUGAAUGUUAGUGAUUCUAAUAUGGUUCAAGAGCAACGGUAGUGAUAAUUACUCCAGUUAUAUCAGGCCGGAAAAAGCAGCAUCUGCUGAAAAAAUCCGAGUUAGCCUAAAUUUUGUCUACACCUUUAUUUUACUUCAAGAAAUAAUGUCUUAAAAGUCCCCAUCAAUACCGCACUUGCGUUUUCAGACAUUCAAGGUCAAAAGUCAUGAACGUCAUUUAAAUACGAUUGGUUGCCAAACGUAAUUUUCUUCAUUGGUUAUCUGUCAACUAUGAUCGACCGGUUAAUCGCAUUCAAUCAAUGUAAGUCAGUUCAAAUCUAUUUGGCAAAAAGUCUACACGUUUCGUUUUGUGAUUUAAUUAGCCAUCGCGAUGGAUUAGUCUUGUUUUAUUUGCAGUCAAUCGCUUUUGAAAGGUGUUACAGUGACUGUAAAACGCGGUAUAGAUGCUUUAGGAGAAGCAAGUGUGGAAAGAGAAGAUGAUCUUGCAGAAGGUUUAAGGGAUACAGAUUCGGUAACAGUACAUAAAAACUCUUGCAAGGUGUAUACAUAGUAGCAUCUAAAAGUCCCCUCAUUUUUCUCGACAGAAGUGUGGUGACUCGCUUACACAGCACUUGGAUCGCGUAUCAGGCUGACAAUACUUUGCGUGGGUCCCCUUACUAUCGGGAUUGCUUUAGGCGGCCAAUGGACGAGCCCCCCAAGUAUUGUUGGUGCGAGCUGCUUACGAACACGAAGAAAGAAAAGAGAGAGCCAACGAUUAAAUCCUUCGGGCGCGAAAUAAGGUUUUCGGAAAACCCAGUUCGUCGUAAGGGAAACUCGCAUUAAUCCUCGAAUUGGAGGUUGGUGUUCUAAGUUCUAGGGGAGUAGCAUAGUGUCAUCUAAAAGACGACGAGAUGACGAUGCUGCCGGUACAUCUCAGUAUUUUCUUCGCAAAACACGCUCUAGCUUCGGAUCUUUUGAUUUAAAAACUCUGCGUUUUUUUUAUGGUGAAGAAGCCAACGAGGAAACAGAGACAAAAAAAAACUAAGAAAUAUCAAUGUUGAUUAGAGGUUUGACAAUGAGCGGAGAACCACGCAACUUCCUCUUACAACACCAAUCAAAAAGAUUUGUAGGGUCAUGGUGGCUUAGAUGGUUAGAGCGUAGCACCGGCAAUGCUGGGGACGUGCGGGUUCGAAUCCCGGCCAGGACCAAAAUUUCCAAUCCUCCAAUUUUCCUUAGCUUUCAAUUUCAAUUUCCACGCUUUUCGGUUGUUGUAACUGACAAAACUUCAUUCCUUUUUGACCAUGAUUUGUUUCCGCGAUACUCAAAGUGAUAUUUUCAGUAAAGCUUGGUAUGAAAAUAAGAAAUCUCAACCGGCAAAAGAACGCCUUCCAAUUGUACAAACUAUGACCAAAAUUAUCAGAGAAGACAUUCGUUUCAUGACUGUUGAUUGUCAAUCUUAUCCUCCUCCUAGUAGAAUGUUUCAUAAUCUUAACGAAAAUAUCCUACAGAGCCUUUCAUACUUUACUGAAGAAUUAAUUCUGAAAAAAAAAGGCAAAACUGACCAUCUUAAUUGUAAGUGUAAGUGUACCGCUAUUUGUCAUGCUAUUAUCGCUACGAUACGUGCAAGAUCCUUCACAUCUAACCUUUUCUAGAUAUUUUACCAACUCUUGGAUUCAGCGCGUCGUAUAGAGAAACAUUAAUGUAUGAAGUUGCUGCUGUCUACCAUCCACAACCAGAUAUUUGAAACUGGUGCUCUUAUUCAGUAUUCAGCAGACAAUGCAGAUAUCAAUGUCUACACAAUAGAUGGCCACAACACGCUUCACAUUAUGUGGCUUAUUAAAAUAGUAACCAAGCAGCGCCGUUGUUUCUGAAGGAUCCAUGAAGAAAUAUACCAUGUUGUAACGGUCAACCUAUCGGUCGAUACCAAAAUAAACGGCCUCUUGGUGAAACGGGGGACGGAUGAUGACGUAAUCUUUAUGGUCAGUUGCUGAUGCGCAAAAUGGUCCAUGCUCGGGCGCCAAAUUUUUAACGGGUUUUCCUAGGUUUUUCCUUGAGCUGUGGUAGCUUAACAGUCGGUAUUUAUCUUUUGGUUAAUCCAGCGGUAAUCUCGGGCGCCACCAUCAAGAUUAUAGUGGUUCAGGGCCCACUAGCACUAGGUAGCUUGUUACAGUCAAAAAGAAAAAUCAGGGACCAAUGCGCAGAUAAAGGAAUAAAACAACUAUCGAAGAAAUAAGUUCUAGGUUCAUCACCAGUCCCCGAAAGCUUCUAGCGACAAAUUCAGAAUCGCGUGUCUCAGCGGGGUAGAAAGUAUAACUGAUCUAUGUCCGUACGUUCAACUAGGACAUAAGGAUUGCGACUAUCCUGCUGAACUUGUCUGUACAGCCGGGACUUGUCCUGAUCAGUCUACCCACUACCCAACUCUGUUCGGUACGGGGCGCGGUAUUUCGGAGCCAGAACUGAACGGUACAAAUGUUAACACCAAAUACAUUAGGGGCCUCUGCUGUGUUUAAUGUUAACAUUUGUACGUCGUGGAAGAGGGGGCAGAAUACGAGAAUGAAGAUCGCACAUUCUACAUCUAAAAAUCACAACAAGAAAGAUCAUGGAUUGGGCCUACAGUAAAAAUACAAUGUAAAAAAAACGCGCCUUGCAUCUCACCUCUGGAGUGGUGUGGAAACGGGUGCUACCCUCUGUUUUUCUGGCGUAUCAGGUGGAAACGGUUGGUAUGACGUAAAAUAUGCGAAUAACAUUUUCUGAAGAGAAUUUCCCAAUAUUUUUAGCCAAAAUAGUCGUAGGACAUACCGAAAGCAAAAUAUUUAGGAAAAACUCAUUUCUGUGAUAUUUGACCUUGAAUAUCUUUGAACGCAAACAAGAUAUCGGUGGGGACUUUCAAUACAUUAAUUAUUGAGGUAAAAUAAAGGUGUAGACAAAAUUUAGGCCAACUCGGAUUUUUUCAGUAGAUGAAUCCUAAGGAUGAAUCCUUGUAUGACUGUACUAAAUUGGCAUCGCGUAUCAAUGCAAAUACUGUACUAUAUUGAUUAACUUAAAAAUGUGUUUGUUGGAUCUUAGGGAUUAAAUUCAUAAUAAUAACAGAAAGAGAUAAUUGUAAAAGAUUUUUUUUCCUAUAAUGAUUCAGUUUUUCACAUAUUUAUUCCUGAGUAUUUUGAAAUAUAUUGUGGUUUUAAUUCUUUUUAGAUAACUCCAAACUCUCGACUUCCUUCAUAGUUAAAUUGGAUUUUUCAAAUAUGACACUGUUUUAAUACUUCUCUGUUAUACGUACAUAUAAUUUGUUUAAAUAAUUCCUAUUAGUUCCAAAGCCUCGGCUGCUUUUGAAGCAAACUAACAACUAAACUGACCCACCAAACAAUUAUUUAAAAUCCAAAUUCAAAGAUUGUUAAGACUUCAAACACCGUGUAUGUUAAAAUUUUUAGGACAAUCCAUUUUUUUAUGGAUCCAUUUAUUUUUGUGUACCAAUAAAUGUAAACAACAAAGAAAUUUGAAUAAUUUGAUAAUAGGUUCAUCUCUACCAAAAAUAUGAUAAAUUUAACACGUAUGUAGUAUACCUGCUUAAUAAACGUAGGAAAUUAUAUAAAAUGUAAAUUUGAGAAAAUUGAUGAAACACGCUUAUUAUAAUAUAGCUACUUAACUAUAAAAAUUUAGUUUUCAAGUUUGAUUGAUUGCAUAAAAUGCAAUAAACUUUUAUCUUUAUUUUCACUUAAAAGUUGUUUUAGAUAUUAUUGUAAGGUAUCUACUUCAAUUAUUAUUGCUUGUUUAAUGCAUCAAGCAAAAAUGAAAACUCAUCACCAUGUUCCAAGCUCAAGUAUAGAUUAAAUUUGACACAUAUUGCAAACUUGAUCACGUCCCAACACUUUAGCGUUAAUUUACAAGCGAUGAGAACUUUUACAACCGGGAGUUCAAUCACUUAUUCGCGUCUAAGUAAAGAUAACGUCUGAAUAUGUUAUCUUUAACAUACUGUUAUAAAAUGUUACUCGCUAAUUAGUGUUUUUUUUAAAUGUCUUUGAAUUAAUAUAUUUUCAACUUAAUUACAUGCGAAGUUGAUCAAUUAGUUGUCGCUAUAAUUUAAUCAUCAACAGUCAAAUUAUUAGAAAUAAAAUGCUUAAUUGAGUUGUAAUUUUACCUUGCAUUUUUUGGGACUUACACCUCAAUUGAAAUUAAUACCAGAAGUUUCUUGAUUUUGAUACGAAUUACUACAAGCUCUCUGAUUAGAGCAAUUUUACCUAUCAGAAUAUUUUUAUAAAAUAAAUUACUCGAAUCGACUUUUUAUAAGCGAAUCGAGUUUUAUUAUUUUAAUAAUAUAAUACUUGAUUAGGCUCGGUGGUAUGAGUUCUGGAUUUUUUGCUGACGUUUCGGUACCAAAUCUGCUACCCUUGUCGAAGCUUGGGGGAUGGAACACCUAAAAAAUAAAAAAGGCAGAAAAUUGUUCGGUUUUUUCGUAAAAUUGUUUGAAUACUCGAAUUUGAGUUAUCAAGCAAAAAUUACAAAUUUGACUAAUGUCGUGUCAAACUUUUGACAAUAAUCAUAUCUAGGAAAUGGUGGUAUUUUCUAAAGGUGAGAUUUUUAAUUAAUUUUCAAUUUACCUUGGUUUACUUCUGAUUCAAGCAAAGGAAGCCACGUAUUACUAAAUGUAAUUUAGUAAUACGCAAUGCAAGGUAAUAUUAUAAAUCCACCUCAAACAUACAGACUUUUGUUAUAAUUGAGUUGUGUUUUCAUUUUUGCCGUUUAGGUAUCCCUUAUUGCGUGCUGUGUUAUUACAUACCUAUGAUUAUAGGUACUACUUACUUAUUAAUUAUUUGUUAUAUCUAGGUAUCUACCUAAGUACUAGGAAAAAAAACCUUAUUAUAAUGUGAAUAUUUUUAUAUUUAUUAGUGAUACAUUAA
Molecule: messenger RNA, 6251 nt
Organism: Ceutorhynchus assimilis (cabbage seed weevil)
Lineage: Eukaryota; Metazoa; Arthropoda; Insecta; Coleoptera; Curculionidae
Source: the annotation of a GenBank genome assembly